UGCGCUUAUUGAAAUGUUUGGUUUCCUUUUCGAAUAUAUCGGGUGUCGAUAACAUUAUUUUCCACUUCCGGUCAAGCUCACCAUUUUAAAUGCAGUCUUGCAUGUUUUUACUAAAUGUCAAAUUGCCUUUUUAACAGUUUAUCGCAACCUGAUAUUUAUAAUCAAUAUGACGACACUAUUGGCAAUUUUCAAAUAAAUCGAGUUAUCUGGGCGGAUCCACAAAACAUAAGUAUAUCGCCACAACUAACUAAACGGAUUUCAAUAUUUUUAAAAAACGUACAACAUUAACUUCAGCGUUGAUAUCAGUGGUCAUUCUUUUGUUCAUUAUCUCAUUUUCUAUAGGCUUCAGGGAUGAAAUAUCGUGCCAGAUGCCUAUGGGCGAUAAAUGCGUCGGAAUUCGGGAAUGUCCAUUUUUUUCCGAAUUGCUAGACAGAACUCCGAUCCCGCGGCCUAGGAGCGUCGCGAAAAUUUUGCGAGACCACCAGUGUGGAUUUGAAUAUAAGAAUAAUAAGAUUAAACCAAAAGUUUGUUGUGUCACAAACACUGCUCCUGCUCCGCCAACCACUGAAUCAUCUCCUCAGCUGGCGGAGAAAAUUCCUCUAGCAUUCGCUAGAUUUAGAAGUCACAAGAAUUUUCACCUCUUACCAUUAAAUGUAUGCGGUUCCAUUGCAACGAAUUCCAGGAUUACCUCUGUAAAGCAAACAGGAUUGGAAGAAUUUCCAUGGAUGGCCCUUAUAGCAUACAACACAGCCAAUAUUAAACCGAUAUGUCUACCGGUGAGCGAAAUUAAUGACGAUCUAACGGGAAAAUCGGCUAUCGUCUCCGGAAGGGGUGCUACGGAAAAAGGUUACAAAAGCCCAAUACUUCUCAAAGUAUCAGUACCCGUGUUGCCACUGUCUGUUUGCCUUAAAGUGUACCAACAGUUUGCUCCAAUUACGGAUCAGCAAAUAUGUGCCGGUGGAUACAAUGGUAGAGACUCAUGUGGAGGAGACAGCGGUGGACCGAUGAAGUAUGUCGGACUUGUUGACGGCUCGCCUAGAUACAUACAGUACGGAAUUGUAUCAUUUGGCCCGAGACAAUGCGGUGCCGAUGGGCAACCGGGUAUUUACACCAGGAUUGGGAGUUAUAUCCAAUGGAUUUUGGAUAACAUGGAAGAAUGA
Molecule: messenger RNA, 1160 nt
Organism: Cylas formicarius (sweet potato weevil)
Lineage: Eukaryota; Metazoa; Arthropoda; Insecta; Coleoptera; Brentidae
Product: melanization protease 1-like
Exons: 4
Coding region: 369-1160 (263 amino acids)
Biological process (GO): proteolysis
Molecular function (GO): serine-type endopeptidase activity
Source: RefSeq, a predicted model, not a curated record